Molecule: messenger RNA, 1095 nt
Organism: Caenorhabditis briggsae
Lineage: Eukaryota; Metazoa; Nematoda; Chromadorea; Rhabditida; Rhabditidae
Exons: 5
Coding region: 1-1095 (364 amino acids)
Cellular component (GO): cytoplasm; synapse
Source: RefSeq, a predicted model, not a curated record
AUGUCUUGGCUUUUAGCAGACAUGAAGAAGAAAAUGAAUGAUGCCAAAUCGACGAUUGAGCAAAGUCUGAAAAAAGUGUCCGAAAGCGCGACGGAUCAUCAAAAGAGUGAAGAAGAGUCAAAAAGUGAAAAUCCACAAUCUACUGAACCCGAAUCCGACAAGAUCGUCGAACAACCCGAAGAAACAACGGCUCAACAGGAAUCUACAGCUGAAUCUGCUAAGAAAUCGAUGGCUGCUCUUUUCGGAGGAUUGAAGGUUGGAGGAGGAGUAGCAUCAAGUAAAUUGUUCGAGUACGCUAAGGACGCUGGAAAAAAGCUUGGAGAAGUGAAGAAUGCUGUUAUUGAAAAUACAAUGCUUGGAGAAUUGAACAAAGAACAAAACGAUUUUGAGAAGCAACUUCAAGAGGAACGAGAAAAACUCAAAAACAUUGAUUUGCCAUGGCAAGGACUCCCGGACGAAGUUUCAGCAAAGAAGCAGAUGAUGUCAUUGUCAACGGAUACCAGAAACUUUCUUCGUGAUUCUGCAGCCAAUAGUGAAUACAGUUUUGAGCAACAACAAGCAAUGGCUGCUCUACUUCUCAGAGAAGACCCAAAUUUAGCUAACGUUCGAUUCCAAUUAGUCCCAAAACAAGUCAAAGAAAACCAAUUCUGGCAGAACUAUUUCUAUCGCAUCGGACUUAUUCGUCAAUCUAUGCUUAACCAGGGAACAGGAAGAAUUAGUCCAGUUGUGGCUGCACCUGCAACGUCUACAGAAGAAAAGAAGGUUGAAGAGCAAAAGAUAGAAGCUGCCCCGGAAGUUUCUGACACGCAGGAGGCGAAGGUUGAAGAACCAGAAGUCGUUAAGGAAGAAGAAGUUAAGCAAGAGUCUGAACAAGUUCCAGCAAAUAAUGAAUCAGAAGAAGACGAGGAGGUGAAAGAGACUGUUCUCGAGCAACCAGCAGCUCCUGGAGAGCAGACAUUAACUAGUGUCGACGAAGAAUGGGAACGAGAAAUUCUCGCGGAUCUCAAUGACUACGAAGAUGUCGUCGAAAAAACUGGAGGAAAAGACGAGGAAGCAUGGGAGGCUGAGAUUCAGGAACUCCUCAAUGCUGAAUAA